AUGGAUUCGAUGCAGUCUGUAGUUACUCUCGACGAGAACAUAGCGCUCACAGAAUCAGAGUGGCUCUCCAUGAAGAAAAGAAUCGGUAACCUUGUCGAAAAGGCCAACGCUUCCAACUUCGAGUCCGUGGCAGGUCGAAUCCUCAGCGAGAACAUCCUCAUCACCGGAAGAGGCCUCUUCUGUCAGGCCGUAAUCAAAACGCAGUCCAAAUCCCCAGAGUCGUCCAACGUCUACGCCGCGCUGGUCGCAUUAAUCAACUCUGAACUCCCCCAAGUCGGACACCUGCUCGUCAAAAGAGCCGCGCUGCAGUUCAAUACUGCGCAUAACCGCAGAGACAAGAAGCGGAUGCUGACCACGUCGACAUUCCUAGCGCAGCUCGUCAACCAGAGAGUCGCCCAUGAGAUUCUAGCGCUGGACGUGUUGCUGCUCCUGUCUGUGAAUCCGAGCUCUGACAAGGUUGAAGUCGCCAUGAGCUUCUGCAGGCAAUGCGGCCAUCUGUUGCUGGAUGUCGCCCCGCAGAAACUGAAGGAGAUCCUUGCUGAAUUCUCCAGCCUGCUGAGGAAAGGCGAGCUGGAGAAGCGCACUUGUUUCUUGAUUGCAAGGCUGCUCGCCGCCUACAAACAGAAGUUUAGGGACUCUGCGACUGCGAGAGUGUUUGAAGCUGAAGAUCAGGUUACUCACUAUGUGUCUCUGUUGCAGGAUAUUGAUUCUGAGACCAGUCUUGAUAGAUUUCACACCAAUUCAGAUGCUUAUGAGGAAGAUGAGGUUACUUCAAAGCCAUCCUCAUGUUAG
This is a messenger RNA of Salvia splendens (bonfire salvia), 792 nucleotides long. Its product is annotated as pre-mRNA-splicing factor CWC22 homolog. The record is from RefSeq and is a predicted model, not a curated record. Gene Ontology annotation, molecular function: protein binding; RNA binding. Bases 1 to 792 code for a protein of 263 amino acids. NCBI's taxonomy places the organism in Eukaryota, Viridiplantae, Streptophyta, Magnoliopsida, Lamiales, Lamiaceae. Gene Ontology annotation, biological process: mRNA splicing, via spliceosome. Gene Ontology annotation, cellular component: catalytic step 2 spliceosome. The transcript has a single exon.